CUGAACAGCUCACAAGUUCUUGUUCUGUCUGAGUGUAAAGUAGUCAGAGCGAUCGGACACCUCUUUUAGUUGAGGCAUGGGCGCCCACUUUCAGCAGUUCUGGCUCUUGUGAAGCGGGGGUUCCUCUUCUGCUGGCACUGUGAAGAGAAUAGAAUGGAGUGAAUGUGAGGAAAGACCGCUCUCAGGCCUUCCGCUUUUUAAGUGAGAGCAAACAUUAUAGUUGCAAGGCCAUACCGGGACGCCAUGUUUCCCCUUUCGACACUCAUCGUCUACGUCGGAGGCUACCUUUUCUUAGUGUUCUUCGCGGUGUGCUUGGCGACCGGCUUGUACUACAUUGCGGAGCUUGUGGAGGAAUACACGCGGCUCACCAAAAGGGUCAUCGGCACCGCUAUCAAGGUAGUGAUUGGGAUCCACGUGGCACUCCUCCUCUGGGACCGCCUCCCGGUGCUCCCGAUUGCGGUCGGGAUCGGUUCGCACGUCGUGUACUACCGGCUGCUCAAGACCUUCCCGUACAUUUCUCUCACGUCUCCGGACUUUCUUGGGAGUGUCGGUCUGGUCGUUCUGAGCCACAUCGUGUGGUUCCGCUUCUUCGCCUAUGACUAUCAGCGGCCGUACCUGACGUUGGAGUACGUCAUCGGCUUCUUCCUGAUAAUGGUGUGGCUCAUCCCGUUCGCUUACUUCAUCUCGCUCGCGGCGAACGAGAGCGUGUUACCGGGCGCCGGGGGGCCCGGCGCUAGUUACGGUGGUUACACCAGACAAGAGUCCGAUCCCACUUACAUGGGCGGUGGGAAGCGUUCAAGGGGAACGCUUCUCGGCAUCUUCAAUUUCCUCAAGCGGAAAAGGGAUGACAUGCUGCCGCAGUUUACUUCCAAGAUACCGUCUUCGUAUCUGAGUAGUAAAGAGCGGGUUUUGUAACGUCAUAUAUUGCGGAUUCUCUUGAAUGUAGCCUGUUUUCCUCCAAGCCAUUGGAAGGGCGUUUGGGAACCUUGUACAGAAGUCGAUCUACGGUUGUGUAUACAAGAUGGUAACUCUCGAUGUCAGAGCUUUUGGCAAUCAUGGUUGAUGGGUUGUCG
Klebsormidium nitens is the source of this 1073-nucleotide messenger RNA. The record is from the annotation of a GenBank genome assembly. NCBI's taxonomy places the organism in Eukaryota, Viridiplantae, Streptophyta, Klebsormidiophyceae, Klebsormidiales, Klebsormidiaceae.